Molecule: messenger RNA, 636 nt
Organism: Protopolystoma xenopodis
Lineage: Eukaryota; Metazoa; Platyhelminthes; Monogenea; Polystomatidea; Polystomatidae
Source: the annotation of a GenBank genome assembly
CUUAGUGUGGAGAAUGGCAAAACUACUGAUGAUGCCGAUUAUGAUGCUGGGGAAUCGUUUGAGAAUGUACCAAGUCCACUGUAUGAUGCUGGGAAUCAUGAAAACUACUAUGGCAGACGACUUCGGACAAGCCUAUUUCUAGCGGAGCUGCCCGUCAAAUUUUGGCUAUUUGGCCGAGAAAUAUUUAUCGAGAGAAGACACCGCAUUGAAAUUUUUGACGCUUUUGUAUGUGUAAUCAGUUUUGCUAUAGACGUCUACAAUCUCAGCCAGCAUUCACGGCUGCCACACUCUGAUACUCAAACAGAAUCUCCUAUUCAUACUACCGUGCCGCUUUCUUCAACGGAGGCAUAUACCAAUUUUCUCCCAGAUACACUGGUAAAUGCUGCUGGACUCUUAGUACUGCUGAGAUUAUGGAGGAUUAUUAGAAUCGUAAAUGCAAUUAUUCUUUCAAUAUCAACUGGAUUUGAGGAAAAGCUCGAUAGAUUGAAACAUCAGCUGAGUGAUUCACAGCUGCGUGUGGAACAGUUGGAAAAUCUGUUGCGUAAAAGCAACCUUGAAUUGCCCCCACCCUCUAAUGAUUGUAAAGAGAGGAUGAAAAAAUUUGAGGUAACUAGUGAUCUUCAGUUUUCAGUCUAG